AUGGCCGUCAAAGGUGCGAAUGUCAGGGAAGGAAGUUGUGUGGGUAAAUACGGUACCACGUUCCCUGAAUUCGAUUUCCCGGAGAAUGGAAGGAAGCCGAUUCCCGGUUUCAUCUGCGGAGAGAAAAGGAGUGCCCGCUCCCCGGCGACGGCGUCCGGCCCCAGUGGCCAUCCGCGUCCCCCCCUCGCGGGCCUGAGCCACCCCGCGGCCGACGGCGGCCGCGAAGACCCGGGUCUCGUCGGUGCCGUGAGGCGCUUGCGCGGGGACGAAGCCGCCGCUGGCGGCGCGCUUUCCUGCAGCCCCGGAACCUGCACCGCGGCUUCUGGGCGUGCGCGGAGCCGCUCACUCCGGCCGCGCCGCCUUGACGCCCCGCGGGUCCCAGCGGGCGCAGACAGCGCCCCCUCCCAGGGCGGCCGCGCGGGGCGCGCAGCGGAAACCCGGUCCCGGGGCUGCAGAGACGCGCGCGCGCAGCAGAGCGAGGGUGCCGGGGCGUCGCCGAGAGCAUCCGAGGCACAGCCGACGCGUAGUCCUCCACACCUCCUACUUGCCGGUCGCAGCCCCGGCUCCGCUGAGCCGGCGCCCGCGGAGAGCAGACGGGCGGACCGGCGGCUGCACUGCGCCCAGAAGGGCCGUGGGAGGUGCCCCCGCUUUGCCUGUCCGCAUUGGUGCCUCCUGCGAGAACCUGGCGGGCUCCUGCACGGGGCUGCUGGCCACCGAGUGGAGCCGUCGCGGCCCGAGUCCGCGCUGCCCUCACCCCAGGUCAGGGCCUUCCCUAACCGUCGUCUCCGAUGGGGCUCCAAGGCCCUGGUCCCUGGGCUGCCUUCUUGUCACACCCAGCCUCCUCGCCCCCUGCCGCAGUCCGGCCUGGGCUGUCUCGGGCCGUCUGAGCUUGCUCCGGGGGCGGCGGGAACCCAGCGCCCUCCAGCAUCCUCCGGCCGGCCCCAGGACUCUCGGACCAUGCAUCCCGCGGGCCGGGGUGCGGCUCAGCCCCGGCUUCCUGGGCAGCAGCGGCCUGGCUGUCCCGCCGGCUGCGGGGUUGUCUUCUCUCCCGACCCGCCGGUCGAGGGCGCCUCCCGGCUGCGCAGCGGGCUUUCGCCGGCCACGCACGCAGCCUUCUCUCGGAGGGCGCGGGUGCGGCUGCGGCAUGGGCUCCACGCGUGCCAUCCGCGCGCUAUGUGCGUGCUCGCGCCGCCCGGCCCCGCAGCGCACCGCCUUCGCUCUGGGAACCCGGCCUGA
Messenger RNA from Orycteropus afer afer, 1236 nucleotides. NCBI's taxonomy places the organism in Eukaryota, Metazoa, Chordata, Mammalia, Tubulidentata, Orycteropodidae. The record is from RefSeq and is a predicted model, not a curated record.